CGGAGGCGCGCUGCCGGCUGCUGUCAGCUUUAGUCUGCACUGAGCAGCGUCUGCACACACACCGCCAGCCGCCGCGCCGCCAGAACCUGCGGGCAGAUACCGGCAGCUUAUUGGUCGUGGCACAUAAAUCAGCCAUGUCGAGAGGAGAUGGAGCGAAACAGGUGACGCCACCGUCUUGGCUGGACAAGGCCUUUGUCGCCGACGCCCUGAAAGCUUCUGACCCAGCAACCGAUGAAUCCAGCGUACAGAUCGUCUCUGUGGCGGAGGUGUGUGGCGGCUACCUGAGCGAAACCUUCAGGGUUGUCGCGCGGAACACUGUGACUGGGGCGACCCAGAGACAUAAGACCACGUCGCUGAUUGUGAAGAUCGCGCCGAACUCCGACGGUCUCCUCAAGGAGGUAAUCGAAAGUGGAGUGUUCACCAAGGAGAAGAUCGCCUACAGCAGCUUCCUCCCGGCCGUGGAGGCUGCUCUCAGAGCGGUUGACCUUGACGAGUGGCAGCCUGUGUGGCCCAAGUUCUAUUAUCAGGGCUCGACGCCGAGCGACUUUCUGGUGAUUGAAGACCUGGACGCUUCCGGGUUCCGUAAGGUGGACGAGGCCGUCUCUCUGGACCUGGAGCAGUGUACGGUCGCAGUGCGAGGUCUAGCCCGCCUGCACGCCGCCUCCGUCGCCUUGCUGGACGACGAGCAGUAUGCAGACGGUCUAUUCCACCAGUCGCUCAUCUUCAACGAAAAGAUGCUCGAGAGGUACGAGUCCUCAAUGGCGGACGGAUUUGGUAAAAUGAUAAAGAUCUUCGAAGACUACGCUUGGUUUCACAAGUACAAGGGCAAGCUGAGCGAUUUCGGGCUUCCUCUGCUGCGCACGACAGUGGAUGUGGUGACAAAGUCGAAAGUAGAUUUCAGAGUUAUGCUACACGGCGACUUCCACAGGAACAACAUAAUGUUUCGCAGGGACGGUGAAAGUCUACAGGUUCGCGUCUUCGAUUUUCAGGGUAUGUACGUGGGGUGUCCGGCGGUGGAGCUGCAGUACUUCCUGCACACGAGCGCCAGCCUGGAAGUGCUGCGCGACCACGUGGACCAGCUGCUGGCAGAGUACCACGUGGAGCUGCAGCGCGCGCUGCGGGCCCUGGGGCGCCUCCAGCAGGCGGACGCCUACCCGCUGGACAGCCUGCGCCGCGACUUUGACCGCUUCGGCAUGGUCGGCGUCUACGUCACCUUCCACAUCUUGCCGCUCAUCCUAGACACCCACAUGGCGGGGCAGAUGGCCGACAUGACACUGGAAACUUUCCAAGAGCAGGCGGACGAGUUUUGUCAGAAGCACUGCAGAAAUGAAAGGUUCCUGCGUUACGUCGAGUACCUGAUCCCUCAUUUUGACUCCAAAGGGUUGUUUGAAGUAAAGGUAGAAUAAAUCAUAUGCAGUUCAACGCUCUUGACGUAAACAUUUUAUGUAAAACGAAGAAGGGGUGGGAUAUGACAGUUUAAUGUCCGGCCGACGACGUAGUCACGAGCUCGAAUUGGGCAGCUGACGAAAUAUAUGAAUAUGGAUGGGAGGACAUGUGGUUGAACCGGCGUCGUCGUCUCGAAUGCGAGUCAAGUGCGCUUAUAACUGUGCCAUGUCUGUCGGUAUGUAGGAGGAGGCAGAACUUGGUUCUAGCCGGUCUUGGGAUUGACAAUCAGUGUCUGUGUCAGCACUAAAACACUCACGCCGAUGCUCUUCCUCCAACUGAGGAAAGAGGCUCAGUGAGAUCGCAGUAGUAUAGAUUUGAUUAGAAUUCCCUUCCGGCCAUCUAGAUGGAAACUUUCCACGCUUUUCCAGCAUCACAUAAAGGCAAAUUCCGGUACUGUUCCUUAAAGGACACGGGCGAUUUCCUUGCCCCUGAGGUUCCGUAUCUAAUGACGGGAUGUUACAAGCUAACAUUCCUUUCUUUUCCUCCAGUCACAGCCUGUACUCUAUCUCUGAUGAUCUCGCCGUCGAUGCAACGUUAAAGCACAAUCUUCCUGCCUUCUUUCUUGCUAUUCUCACGAUACACAGUUGUUCGUAGCCCAUCUGAAUGUGGUUCUUGUCUAAGGAGCAGACCAUGACUUGUCGGUUAUAUUUCGACAUAUAUUUUAAAAUAUCGUUUAACCACACCUUCUCUAAAAUCGGUCAGCCUGUAGUUGACCUAUUACCAUUAACACAUGUAGGUCAGACUGACCUCUCGUGACAUUUUGAUGUGUCUUUAUAUACGCCGUCGCACCGUGGAGUAAUUCACUGUCACAAUUUUAGUUCUGAUUAUUGCAAUUUGGGUUCCAUAAGUAAACAUCUUCGUAGCGCAUGACGUUGUUUACUUUAACGUCAAUAGUAACAAUUGCACUAACGGAUGCAGUCCCGCGUCCCAUCUCCUCUGCAUCUGAGCGUCGCUUUCUUGGGAGGAACAAACUUCGAUUACAGCAGAACGCCAAAGACGCACGACUUUGAGGUUGGCAGAGAUUAUAGCUAAGCUGUUGUUUCGACGUGAGAACUUUUAAUGGGCAGCUGCAUGAAGAAUAUUAAGUCACUGACAUAGGCGUUACGAAUUCAUUAAAAUCUCCCAGUUUCUAUUAUUCGUGCGACUGUGAGAACAACAACAGGGAAUGUGGGUGAAGGGAAAGAAAGCGUAAUAAGAAUAAUUUGCUACUUAAGAACAUGUCGGAAACCAAUCAAUGCUUAUUCACAAUUUAAAGUUGAAGAAAACCAGUUAGAUGUUCUUAUGUAGUCAUAUCCUUGCAACCAAACAGCAGUGGACAGAAGUAAUAUCCAAGGGCAUAUAAGGAAAACCAUGUUUAUGGUGUAGUUUGUUCUGUCACUCGUACCUGUCUCACUGGGUACAUGAAAGUUUGCCUGUCGUUAUGUCUUUGCCACGGAUCGACACACACGCCAGCUCUCUCAUUUCACAUAUACCUACCGCAAUAAGGCUGUGGUUAAAAUACUGGUUCGCGUUCGGAUGCACGUCUCCCUUCGGCCACUCGGAUUUAUGUUUCCCCUUGAUUUAUCUACACGACUGAGGCGAAUGUCAGGAUGAUUUCCUCAGUAUGCUGUCGGAUAACAGUGAUACCCAAACUACGUUCCCUCCACUUCGUUGCAUUUAUACUGGCUAAAACAAAUACAUAUCCCACUGAUAUAAGGUAAAAUAAGACACACUGUACGUAUUUUAUAUUUGUGCUUGCUUUUUGUUAAGUUACAUUUUGUUUAAUUAAAGGUUGCUCAUAUACUAUAGUACUUAAGAUGUGUACAUGCAUUAUGUAUAAAAUGUGUAUUUCGCUUUGAUUCGUACAUGACUUAGCCUGCAUUGUAAGCUAGAAACAAGAGUUCUAUACUAAAUAAAGCUUUCUAGAUACUUUUA
This is a messenger RNA of Schistocerca nitens (vagrant locust), 3360 nucleotides long. RefSeq lists its product as uncharacterized. The record is from RefSeq and is a predicted model, not a curated record. The transcript has 3 exons. Bases 135 to 1406 code for a protein of 423 amino acids. Lineage: Eukaryota; Metazoa; Arthropoda; Insecta; Orthoptera; Acrididae.